AUGGCUCAAAUCGUAAGUUCUAUUUAUGACCUCCAGGGAUUGUAUGAUAACUUUCAUGAUAUGGAUUUGUGUGAAGAUUUAUUGCGUGGUAUUUAUAGUAGUGAUAUAGAGAAGCCAACGGAAGUACAACAGCUUGCUCUAAUGUUCUGUUUGCAAGGAUAUGAUGUGAUUGCCAAUGCGCCUAUAGGCACAGGGAAAACAAUUGCGCUGCUCAUUGCCAUAUUACAGAAAAUCGAUACAACGCUUAAAAAUUGUCAAGCUCUAAUCGUUGUUAAAAACUUUACAAUUGCAUCUCAAAUAAAAUAUCUGCUGUGUCAGUUGUGUAAAUUUAUGGACGUCGACAUUUUUGUUUACAUGCCUAACCAUAAGUUAAGUACCUGCCAUCAGAUAGUUAUUACUACACCCAUCCAUGCAUUGCACUUUGUUAAAACACCAGAUCAGUCUGAAGGCAUAAAAUGUUUACUCUUAGAUGAUAUUGAAAAUAUUUUAACAUGUCAAAAUACACGUAUGCUUGAACAAUUAUGCCAUUCUUUGCCGUGCAAAGUUCAAAAAAUGCUCUCGACCACUAUAUUAUCGAAGAAGGCUUAUCAAACGUGCUGCAGCUUAAUGAAUAAUCCAAUCAAAAUUCAAUUGGAGAAUAAUAAAAGGCGUCUAGAUGGUAUUAAGCAAUAUUACAUUGCCAUUAACGAAAUUUGGAAACUGAAUACCAUUCGAGACCUGUACGAAACACUACCUCUAAAUCAAAUUGCAAUAUUUUGUUCUUGCAAGUGCAAGGUAGCAUUAAUAAGUCGAGAGUUGAUAAGGCAAAACUUCACUGUCGUAACUGCAUAUGAAAAUAUGCACCCUCUAGAUCGCCAGAUUAUGCUACAUACGUUUUGUUCUGGUUCAGCACGAGUAUUGAUAAUAACAGAUUACAUGGCACGUCGCAUAUUAAUACCACAGGUUUCUUUAAUAAUUAAUUAUGAUCUUCCUGUGAAUCCUAGAAACUAUUUGUACCGUAUUGGUUGUGUCAAACGAUUUGGACGGAAAGGUAUGGCGAUAAAUUUAAUAUCAAAAAAGGAAUCUAAAAAUUUGGAAAAAAUAACGAAGUAUUUUAAUACUCAAAUUGAAGAAAUGCCGGCUAAUAUAUUAGAUCUGAUAUACUAA
Molecule: messenger RNA, 1146 nt
Organism: Teleopsis dalmanni
Lineage: Eukaryota; Metazoa; Arthropoda; Insecta; Diptera; Diopsidae
Product: eukaryotic initiation factor 4A-like
Exons: 1
Coding region: 1-1146 (381 amino acids)
Biological process (GO): cytoplasmic translational initiation
Cellular component (GO): cytoplasmic stress granule
Molecular function (GO): translation initiation factor activity; RNA helicase activity; ATP binding
Source: RefSeq, a predicted model, not a curated record